Molecule: messenger RNA, 1296 nt
Organism: Ceutorhynchus assimilis (cabbage seed weevil)
Lineage: Eukaryota; Metazoa; Arthropoda; Insecta; Coleoptera; Curculionidae
Source: the annotation of a GenBank genome assembly
AUGUCAGACUCGCAAACCCAGGACAUCUGUGCCCAGGACUCAGAAAAUGCUAAAGUCAAAUUACAAUCGCCCUCCUGGUUCAAGGACCUCCAACUACUACCCCCAGAGAAAAUCUACUCAUUAAACAGACAAUUUAAAGCGGACGAUUAUGAGCAUAAACUUGAUUUUGCAUUUCCAUGUUACCGUGAUGAAAACGGCAAGCCCUGGGUCUUUCCGGUAGUAAGACAAGCUGAAACAGUACUGGCAAAUGAUGGUUCUCUAAAUAAGAAACGUUUGGAACCUUUUGGGUAUAAAACGUUCAACAGUUAUGCUUUAACGUUGCUUUUGGGUGAAAACAGUUCAGCUAGAGUCAAAAACCAAGCAUUCACUAUCCAAACAAUAGGAUUAACAGGUACUAUUAGAACGGGAGCUGAAUUUUUAGUAAAAUGUCUCAAGAUGACCACCGUGUACGGCACAGAACAGAAUGUCGACCAAGUGGAUAAGACAUUUUUGGAAGCUGGCUUUCAAAAAUAUAAAACGUUGCGUUACUUUAACAACUACACGUUAUCCUUGGACGAACGAGGAUUGUUAGAAGAUUUGGCCAGAGCACCAUCACGUUCUGUGAUAUUUUUACAAGUGAGCGGACAUGAUCCUACAGGAAUCGAUCCAAGCCACGAACUUUGGGAAAAAAUAGCUAACAUAAUGAAAACCAAUGAAUUAUUUCCUUUUUUUUAUUCGGGUUUUCAAGGUUUCGCUACGGGCAAUUUGAAUGAAGACGCGGAACCAGUUAGAUUGUUCGAACGGCAAGGUUUGGAGUUUCUUUGUGUCCAAACUUUCGCUUGGAAUUUUGGUUUAUUCAAUGACCGCUGCGGAAGUCUUACCAUAGUCCUAAAUGACACAAACCAAAUCAAUCCAGUAAAAUCCCAUUUACGAGAUAUCAUAACCCGUUUGUAUUCGACGCCUCCUAGUCACGGUGCCAGAAUCGUAGCAUUCAUUCUAGGUGACAGAAUGCUAUCGGAAGAAUGGACCAAGACUAUAUCGGCAAUAGCUGAUAGAUUAAGAAAAAUGCGAUUGUAUUUGAGGGAGGAAUUACAAAGACUUCGUGCACCUGGAACGUGGAACCAUCUUACGAGACAAGUCGGAAUGUUUUCCUAUACAGGUCUUCGUCAAAUUCAAGUGCAACAUUUGAAAAAGCAACAUCACAUUUACUUACUGGAUGAUGGAAGAAUGAAUGUUAGCGGUCUAAAUUUGGAUAAUGUACAGUACAUUGCAAUGGCAAUCAAUCAAACUUUAACUAUCAUUCCUCCAAUGUUGUAA